UGCGUGGUGACGCCGGGUUGUUGUAGGGACGGUUGUAAACGCUGCUCUAAUAUUAAUCAUGCUGGAGCCGGUGGCUGAGGAGAGCGGCGCUCCGGAUGGAUCCGCUCCCCGCCGUCCUUGUUGAACCUCACACGCGCUGAGGCGAAGAUGGCAGAGAGAUUUCCAGCAGUUGCGGUUUUUGAUUUUCAAAAAAAAAAGAAAAACUGAGCCCAAAUAAUGACUGGCAGAAAUGGGCAGUUCUGAUAUAGAUGAAAAGAAAGACCGAGUUGCCUAAAGUUGCAGAAAUCGAUAUUGAAGCCCCGAAGGUUGCAACCUGCCGAGAGAGGAGAUGAGGUCUUACGACAUGCAACUUGAAAGUGAGACAGAAAGUGCUACCACAUGGCUGGAAUGGGUGGAGAUUAUUGAGCCUCGCACUAGAGAGCGCAUGUACGCGAACCUCAUCACAGGAGAAUGCGUCUGGGAUCCUCCUUCUGGUGUCCGGAUAAAGCGGACCAACGAGAAUCAGUGGUGGGAACUCUUCGAUCCCAACACGUCCCGGUUUUACUAUUACAAUGCCACGACACAGAGGACAGUCUGGCACCGGCCGCAGAACUGCGACAUCAUUCCGCUGGCCAAAUUGCAGACGUUGAAACAGAACACGGACUCACCCAGCCGGGCUUCUGCGGACAACAGCCCCGGCCGCAGUAGCAACAUCAGCAGGGAAGGGAGCACCAGCUCCUCGCUGGAACAGGAGCUGGAGGCCGACAGGACUCAAGAACAAACACGGCCAAAGCCAGCCCAGCAGAUCAUCGGGAAGGAGGAAGUGGAAAGGACGUCUCCUCACCGCUGGAUGAGCGGCACCAAGGAGCGCAUGUUGAUCAAGGUGACGGACCGGGAGCCCAGCUACCUGCUGCACCAGGGCAAUGGCACCAUGGAGAGCCAGCCGGGGACAAGGCCGCGCCGGCCCUCGGGGCACCAGCUGCCCCACGCCCACAGCUUCGCCUCCGACAGCGACCCCCAGGUCUACUUCACCGAGCGCAAGGCCUCCCCGUACCUGAAGAGGGCCGAGCACAUCGGAGGCUGCUCCCCGGUGCUGGCCCGGGGUGAGCCCUAUCACUCGCCCAUCCACUACCAGCACCGCAAGUACUCCUUCGAGUCUCAGCCCUCGUCCCCCCGCUACGGCUACGAGCCCCCCCUGUACGAGGAGCCGCCCGUGGAGUACCAGGCCCCCAUCUACGACGAGCCGCCCAUGGAGGUGCACUGCGAGGGGGUGGUCUACAAGGCUGCGGGCUCGCCGCAGAUGUCCCCCGCCCGCAAGCCCCACCCCAUGCUCCACUCCCCCAAGCAGGGCCAGAACUCCCCCUACCAGCACCUGGUGCUGACCAAGCAGAAGGGCUCGGACAAGUCGAUGAGCCUGGAGUACAGCCCGGCCGGCAAGGAGCUGGUGAAGCAGCUGGUGUACGUGGAGCAGUCGGGCUCCAGUCCCAAGUACAAGACCAGCACCAAGCACCGCUACUCGCCCGGUGCCAGCUCCACCAUCUCCUACACCCUGCAGCACAGCCCCUCGUCGCUGGUCCGCGACUUCCACCGCUCGGCCGAGUCCAGGUCGGCCGACUACAACGGGCUGGAGGAGGCGGAGGCCAGGUUUGCCCAGCAGGGGGGGCAGCCCGCCCACGAGGAUUCCAUGUCGUGGUCCAGCCAGCACGACUCGCUCUCCUCCAUGGGCCACUCGCCCAGCACCAGGAAGAGGAAGAGCCGGAAGCCCUCGCUGACCCUGGAGGUGUGCGGGGCAGUGGGGGAGAGCUGCGGGGAGCCGCCCCCCGCCCCGGUCUCCGAGCGGCUGCCGUCGGCCGAGGAGGAGGAGGAGGAGGAGGAGGAGAGGCCGCAGUCGCAGCCGGGGGCGGCGGAGGGGGAGAGCCCGCGGGGAUACCCGGAGCUGCAGGCCCGACUGGCCAGGGAGGUGCAGCAGCUGCACCACAUCAAGCAGCGCAGCAGCUGGGACUCGCAGAAGGAGGUGUCGGGCUACGAGAGCGACGGGGCGCUGCCCCUGCCCAUGCCCGGCCCCGUGGUGAGGGCCUUCAGCGAGGACGAGGCGCUGGCACAGCACGACAACAAGCACUGGAAGAGGAACACCUUCGAGAAGCUGGGCUUUCCACAGGUGCUGCUGGAGAAAAGUGUCUCGGUGCAGACCAACCUGGCCUCACCCGAGCCCUACCUACACCCCUCACAGUCGGAGGACCUGGGCACGUGCAGCCAGUACGAUGUAGGAAGGCAGAACCGGAGCAUGAUGCCCAGCGCCAGCUGUGUCUUCCCCGGCUUCAUGCUGAGGAAGCCCUCGUCGGAGACGGACAUCGAGAACUGGGCCUCCAAGCACUUCAACAAGCACACGCAGGGCAUCUUCCGCCGCAAGGUGUCCAUCGCCAACAUGCUGGCCUGGAGCAGCGAGUCCAUCAAGAAGCCCAUGAUCAUGACCGCCGACCGCAGCGUGAAGAAGGAGGCGUGCGAGGUCUUCAAGCUCAUCCAGAUGUACAUGGGGGACCGGCGGACCAAGGCGGACCAGCUCAACGUGGCCCUGGAGAUCGCCACCAAGGGCUGGAGCAUGCAGGGCCUGAGGGACGAGCUCUACAUCCAGCUGUGCCGGCAGACCACGGAAAACUUUCGAUACGAGAGCCUGGCCCGCGGCUGGGAACUGAUGGCCAUCUGCCUGGCCUUCUUCCCCCCCACCCCCAAGUUCCACUCCUACCUGGAAGGCUACAUCUACAGGCACAUGGACCCCCUCAAUGACGCUAAAGGUGUUGCGAUUAGCACAUAUGCCAAGUACUGCUACCGCAAACUGCAAAAAUCAGCUCUGACUGGAGCAAAGAAGGGUCUCCGGAAGCCCAGUGCGGAGGAGCUCCGACACGCCACCAACGCUGUCUUCUGCCCGUCCAUGUUUGGCAGCUCCCUGGAGGAGAUCAUGAACAUGCAGAGCGACCACCACCCGGACAGGCAGCUGCCCUGGGUGCAGGCCAUGCUCUCCGAGGAGGUGCUGAAGCUCAACGGAGCGCAGACCGAAGGCAUCUUCAGAGUCCCCGGAGACAUCGAUGAAGUCAACGCCCUGAAGCUACAAGUGGAUCAGUGGGUCAUCCCACAGGGACUGACAGACCCGCACGUUCCAGCCUCGUUGUUGAAGCUGUGGUACCGUGAACUGGAGGACCCGCUCAUCCCGCACGAGUUCUACGAGCAGUCCAUCACUCACUACGAAAACCCAGAGGCAGCCAUCGCCGUCGUUCACUCCCUGCCCAAACUCAACCGACUGGUCCUCGGCUACCUCAUCCGCUUCCUGCAGGUGUUUGCCCAGCCGGCCAAUGUCUCCGUCACCAAGAUGGACGGCAACAACCUGGCCAUGGUCAUGGCCCCCAACUGCCUGCGCUGCCAAUCCAACAACCCCAGGAUCAUAUUCGAGAACACGCGGAAAGAAAUGUCCUUCCUGCGAGUGCUGAUCCAGCACCUGGACACCAGCUUCAUGGAGGACGUGCUAUAGCCGGCCCAGAGGCCCAGAGGAGAGGAGAGGCCUAACGUGAGAGGAGAGGCCUAACACACUACCAUGACGAUAAGCCUUGUACAAAAAACAAAACGUGUCUGCAUUUGUUUAUACCGAAUUGAGGUCUUCUUGCCAGUCCCUUACUGGUUGGUGUUGUCUAAAUUAUUUUAAAAAAAGGGGGGGAAAAGGAAAAAAAAAGUGCUCCAUGUAAAUUUUGAUGCUGGUUUUGAAGCUGCAUUAUCUGUCCGCUGUGUAUGAUGCUUCCAUCCAGAUCCAUCUCCACCUGUGACACCGUUUACUAAUAGUUUAUUUUUUAGUUUAGCAUUCGUACUUGGGUUUUUAAACCACUUUAUAAAGUAACUUUAUUUUUAUAGUAUUUAAUUAGACAGGGCUAAAGCAAAACAAAAGACCCCCUUUGUGUGGAGACAUGCCCCUCAUUCUGUUUCCGCCAUUGCUCUCUCUCUCUCUCUCUCUCAUCCAUGUGUCUCGCUGUGGAUUUUAGCCGAGAAUACUCGAAGCCUUACGUUGUUUUAACCUUUGCUCGUACGGAGGUUCAAAAUGUGGGACUUUUCUUUUUUUUUUUUUUUUUUAACAUGUUCUGUUUCACCCUCUCGAAACAAUCGGGGACUUCUUUCAACCCAACUUGUUUGGAGCUUCUGGUAAGUGUGGCGUUUGCCAGCGGCGGAGAGGUGCCAACCUCCAUCGGCCUGGUCGCCUGCCCGUGGCCCGCUUGCGAUGCCUCGCCCAGUUUCGGGGAUCUCGACGUGAUUUUCCUGGAACGAGUUUUGAAAGCUCCCUGGAUUUGUACAGAAUAUUGAGAACGGAUGCCCAAGAACACAGCUGUGAACCCUGGGAACCACAUGUGGCACAAAUCCACCUGCAACCCAUUUGCUCCCCCUGAUCGUCACGGAUGAAUUGUACAAUUGAAAAGCAAUUGUUCACCUCCCUUUGUUUAAUUAGUCGAAACCAUAACUAUGUCAGCCUCUUGCAUCGCUGUCGGUCCAACAGUUCCACACGCCGGGACAUUAAGUCCAGAGAAAAAAUAAGCACAAAUAAGCAUAUAGGAGGGGUGAGUGUUUAGUUUUAGAGUUUAUAGAUACAGUGCAGAAACGGACUUUCGGCCCACCGACCCCAACUAUCCCACACGCACAAUUAUACCAAGCCCAUUAGCCUACAAACCUGCACGUCUUUGGAGUGUGGGAGGAAACCGGAGCGCCCGGAGAAAACCCACGCAGGUCACGGGGAGAACGUGCAAACUCCGUACAGACAGCACCCAUAGUCAGGAUGGAACCCGGGUCUCUGGCGCUGUGAGGCAGCAACUCUACCGCUGCGCCACCGUGCCGCCCUAAACUGGUGUUGUGCUUGAAGGGUUGGUUGCUAACCAGCAGAAGCUGACUGUGCCGUGGGCCACAGUUCCCCAUUGCAUCAAGGGUCCAGCAGAAUGGUAGAACCACCGCCUUGGUUUUGAAAUCCGAUCUGGCCUUCCGUCUCACACUUCCAAACUCAGCGCAGGAAAGGUUUACGCGGUGGGUGGUCGUGGUCUGGGCUGCACGGUCUGCAGCUGAGGUGGGGGGGGGGGAGUGGAUUGUGGCAUUCGGGAACAAGAGAUCUGGCAGGAUUGUGGGGAGCGGAAUGGAUGACGGACACUCACUUAUAGCCAGCACCACUUCAUGGGCCGAAUGGACAAAGGGCUCUGUGUGUUCACCCUAUCUACCCCCGUCAGUAAGAUCACCCCUCAGCCUCCUGUGCACCAGGAAAUAAAGACCUAACCUGCCUAGCCUUUCCCUAUAUAUUCUUCUCACUUAUACACCUCUAGAAGAUUACCUUGUGUUCUCCAAGGAAUAAAGUCCUAGCUGGGCCCUCGACUCCUGGCAAUGUCCUCGUGAAUCUUCUCUGGGCUCCUUCUCUCGGCAUCUUUCCUACAGCAAAGUGACCAAAACUGGGGCCCAAUAUUCCCCGUGUCUUGUACAACUGUAAUGUGAUAUCACCACUUUGGCUGAUAGAACUGGGACGUUGCCAACCAAGUGUAUUCACUCACUGUUCCUUUCUGUGUGACACAGUUGCUCAUCACUCACUGCUGCAGCACAUGGUUCUUUAUCAAUGAACCCGCACACACCCAGGUACAUUCAAUCCCAUGCUUCCUUUCUCAAUCGACACAUCACCUUGGCGGCACGGUGGCGCAGCGGUAGAGUUGCUGCCUCACGGCGCCAGACACCGGGAUUGAAUCCUGACCGCGGGUGCUGUCUGUACGGAGUUUGUACCUGCGUGGGUUUUCUCCGGGCGCUCCGGUUUCUUCCCACACGUCCCAAGACGUACAGGUUUGUAGGUUAAUUGGCUUUGGGAAAAUUGUUAAAUUGUCACUGGUGUGUGUAGGAUAGUGCUGGUGUACUGGUCGGCAUGGACUCGGUGGGCCGAAGGGCCUGUUUCUGUAUCUCUAAUAUCUAAAACAGCGGGCCUGAACUCCCACUGUGUCCUCUAGAAUGCCAAGCCUAGACCUACAGCAGCACCAGCACCCAGCGACUCUGGAUCAGGCAGCAAUGACAUGGAAAUGAGUCAGUCAAUGGCCAUUUAGAACAUAGAACAGUACAGCACAAGAACAGGCCCUUUGGCCCACAUUGUCCGUGCCAAAAAUGGGGCCGAGACCAAAUCCUAUCUGCCUGCCCACAAUCCAUAUCUCUCCAUUCCCUACUUAUCCUUGCGCCCGUUCAAACAUCUCGUGAACGCCACUAUUGUAUUGCCUCCACCACCUCCCCUGGCAGCGCGUUCACCACCCUCGCUGUGAAAAGAAAUGCCCACACAUCUCCUUUAUAAAGGUUUGCCCCUUCUCCCUUGGGUUUAUGCAUGCAUGCUCCAGGUUUAACUGAGAUGUCAGUGUUCGCUCAUUUCACACCCUGUCUCACACACACACACACACACACACACACAGAGUCAGGUUCUGUUUUAGAGGACUGGAGGCAAGAAAGCAUGCAAAUUGUAUGCGAUCUAUAUUUACUGCCCAGGGUGAAGCCACCACGAUUCAGAUGACGAGUUGAAAGCCUCGGAGGUUAUUUUGGAGUUUAAUUAUUGCGUGGUGAACCAGCGAGCAGAUUGGAAACGACUCAGAGUCCGUGUUCAAAGCCAAAAGAUCAAAUGUUCAACUGACAAACUUCUUUUCUCUUUGAACACCGAACGGUACGGCACGGGAACAGGCCCUUCAGCCCACAAUGUCUGUGCCGAACAUGAUGCCAAGUUAAAUUAAUCCCCUCUGCCUGCACGUGGACCACUUCACUCCAUGUCCGCGCAUUCGAUCUGAGGGCCUUAAACACCCCUAUCGUACCUGCCUCCACCACCACCCCUGGCAGCGCGUUCCAGGCACCCACUACCAUCUUUGUAAAAAUCUUGCCCCGCACAUCUCCUUUAAAUUCUGCCCCUCUCACCUUCUAGCAUUUGACAUUUCCAUGCUGGAAGAAAGGUUCUGACUGCCUCAUAAUGUCUACAAUUCUACCAGGUCUCUCCUCAGCCUCCGACGUUCCAGAGAUACCAAUCCCAGUGUGUCCAGCCUCUCCCUGUAUCUAACACCCUCUAAUCCAGGCAUCAUCCUCCUCUGCACCCUCCCCAAAGCCUCCACAUGCUUCCUGUAAUGGGGGCGACCACAACAGCACGCAGUCCUCCAAUUACAGCCCGACCCAGACUGUUAUAGAGGUGCAUCGUGACCUCCUGACUCUUAUGUGUAGGAAGGAACUACAGAUGCCGGUUUAAACCGAAGAUGGACACAAAAUGCUGGAGUAACUCAGCGGGACAGGCAGCAUCUCUGGAGAGAAGGAAUGGGUGACGUUUCGGGUAGAGACCCUUCUUCACACUAAAAUUCGGGUCUUGACCCAAAAGGUCACCCACUCCUCUCCAGAGACGCUGCCCCCACAGUUACUCCAGCACUUUGUGUCUAUUUCCUGAUUCUUGUCCUCAAUGCCCCGCAGGAUGAAGGCAAGCGUAGCGUACACAUUCUUUACCACUCUGUCUACCAUUGGUGCCACAGUCUUGCCAGGAGCAUCGGAUCAAAGUGGAGACUGUCGGGUAGAAGUCCUUAGUAUUCCUGCCAGGACUAGGCGUUAGUAUAAACUUCUCAACACUGCAUGUGGACGGAGCCAACUUACUGGAAACCUCAGACCAGAGCCUCUCUCCAGCAUCUGCAUCACUGGGAAUGGAAUGCCCUACAAACUCUGUCCAAAUCCACCUCUUUGAAGUUUCAAUCCGAUCUUUUAAUAUAACUGGAAACCCUGUGAAAUAGUGAGAUUUGAUUUUAUUGUGGGAAUGUGUGGCGUUUGAGGCUUAUGGCUCAGAGUUCAAGAAAAGUUUGGCGCAACGGGUAGAGCUGCUGCCUCACAGCGCCGGAGACCCUGGCUUCCAUCCUGACCUCGGGGGGUGCUGUCUGUACGGAGUUUGCACGUUCUCCCCGUGACCGUGUGGGUUUUCUCCGGGCGCUCCGGUUUCCUCCCACACUCCAGACAUGCGGGUUUGUAGGUCAAUUGGCUUCUGUAAAUUGUCCCCCCAGUGUGUGUAGGAUAGUGUGAGUGUGCGGGGAUCGCUGGUCGGCACGGACUCGGUGGGCCGAAGGGCCUGUUUCCGCCCUGUAUCUCUAAAGUCUAAAGAAAAAUGCCAUUAAGCUGCGAGGACAGAGGGAGUGUGGGGAUAGUUGUACGGUGUAAACUAUUCUCUAUCCACCACCUAAAGACAGAAGAGGGACUGGGGUGUAUAGGGUGGUCUCCACAGUGCCAGACACCACCCUCUCCCCCCCCUCCCCACCCCCACUCCACUCACCAUCUGAGCUAAAUUCAACGUUUAUUUGCUAAAGCAUUUGCAGCUUCAUACUUGAAGGCACGAGGCGUCUGCGCGCUUUACAACGGAGGUUGCCAUGGUUACCUGGGACUUGCCACUGGCCAGGGGCCCGCUGCGAUGGGGCCUGUUAGCCGGCCACAGCGAUGGUCAGGUCAACUGUGCAGGGGCUGGACACGGGCUCAGUGCACUGAGAGUGGAAGAGGAAUGGGAAGGACAAGCGGGAGACUUUACUCCCUCCAUCCUCCCAACCCAAAGUGCACAGGCAGCCAUCACCCAUCAUCCAAUCUGCAGAGGCCCAAGUGGUUCUUUUUAUCAAUUGUUCCACAUUGAACCCAUACCCCUCGUUUCCCCUUCUCAAUCCAUACAUCCUGACCGCGGGCGCUGCCGGCACGGAGUUUGUACGUUCUCCCCGUGACCUGCGUGGGUUUUCUCCGGGCGCUCCGGUUUCCUCCCACACUCGGGAUUGGUGUAAGAUGGACCGAAACAAAAAAAGGUCAGGGUGGGCCGAAGGGCCUGUUUCUGUGCUGUACGACGCUACCACCCUUGGCUUUCAUUGUAUAAAACAGGAAACAAAGGCACCACCACAACACACAGGUUAAUCCUGUCAAGAAAAUGAUGACGGUUUCUUAAACCACACGAAGCACAUGGACUGCAUGUAAGGGUCUGAUUUUUUUUCUAAAGGAGACUUGGAUUACACAUGUACCUUUGUAAAUGUUUUUGUGUUUUAUUUCGCUGUAAAGUUUCUCCGGUUUUAUAUGUUGAAGAAUUGAGAUUUAUUAUUUAUUCAGCUGGGUACCAGCUGGCAUUUCGACGGGCAAAGCAGGGUUGGGGAGGGGAUGCGGGCACACGUGUAAAUCGACCCGGACCGCUCCCCCCCCCGCUCCCCUCCCCCCAGAGGGGCGUUUGUACACGAUGCCUGAGCCUGGAGCUGUGCCACCCGACAUUGGGGCAGGGCGGAAGGGUUCCAAAGCCGUGGGCGGUGUCAGCCUGACUGUAAUUAUUACGCAUGGAAAUGCAGAGGCUCCAUGUUGUGUGAAUAACGAAUAAAACAAGAGUUACG
Molecule: messenger RNA, 9374 nt
Organism: Leucoraja erinaceus (little skate)
Lineage: Eukaryota; Metazoa; Chordata; Chondrichthyes; Rajiformes; Rajidae
Gene: arhgap39
Product: Rho GTPase activating protein 39
Exons: 11
Coding region: 329-3502 (1057 amino acids)
Biological process (GO): signal transduction; translational elongation
Cellular component (GO): cytoskeleton; cytoplasm; eukaryotic translation elongation factor 1 complex
Molecular function (GO): GTPase activator activity; protein binding; translation elongation factor activity
Source: RefSeq, a predicted model, not a curated record